Xylaria bambusicola is the source of this 3216-nucleotide messenger RNA. RefSeq names its product RAM signaling pathway protein. The transcript is spliced from 3 exons. Lineage: Eukaryota; Fungi; Ascomycota; Sordariomycetes; Xylariales; Xylariaceae. The record is from RefSeq and is a predicted model, not a curated record. Gene Ontology annotation, molecular function: protein binding. The coding region runs from base 145 to 3087 and encodes 980 amino acids.
UCCUGCUCCUCUCGCAUAGACAGAAGAAUUGGAGAUCCGCAGAUUCCGAACCGCACGCCAGCAUAGCCCUGAAACGAUCGGCCGUGUCUGUCCCGCCCUGUGCGUAUCACUCAACACUCGACCACCUGAGUGGGCAAUCACGCCAUGAACACUGCUUCGGCCAGCAUGGCCGCAGCUAUCGUCCAUCCUCACCCGUCCUCAUCGAGAGGGCUCCCGAUAAAUCCAGCCCAAGGCGUACGACGAAUUCCUCUUCCGACUUUCAACAUGCCUCCCCCCCCUCCGCCGCCGCCCAUUCCCGAGAAAUACCAUGUGUCUCAUUCUAGUUCGGGCGCGACGUUGUCCGCAUCCGCCCCCAUGUCGGCACAUCAAGUCAUCAGCUAUGCUCGGGAGAAAAUGAAAGCCGCUCUUCAGGACAACGAAAGUCAGGCAGCUGAAGCGAGUGGCGUGAGCAACGAAUUGAAGCCUGGCGUUACCAUCGAUCUUAGUCGGCUGAAUAUUCAGGUCUUGCCAGAGGAAGUGGUGGACGUAAUUAAAAAUGAGCUGGAGCGAUUGGCUCUAUCUCAUAACAAGCUAACUACUUUCCCGGCGAGAUUUUCGGAAUGUACUUCUCUUCGGUAUCUCAACGUAAGGAAUAAUCGUAUCGAAGAGUUCCCACUUGCACUAUGUGACCUCAAGUCGCUAGAAAUAUUGGAUUUAGGCCGCAACAAGAUCCAAGUUCUUCCAAGAGACAUUGUAAGAUUAACUUCGCUCAAAGUGCUUUCUGUGCAACAGAACUUAAUAGAAGAGCUUCCACUCUGCCUGGCGGACAUGUUGUCUCUACAAGCACUAAAGUUAGAUGGCAACAACAUUACAUUCCCUCCUAAAGAAGUACUGCAGGUUCAAGCCAGCAGUCCACCAAACGAUGGUUAUUUGAAGGAACGGGAGGUGGCUGAGGUUACAGUCACUGCGCAAAUCAAAAAGUUCCUGAGACUACAUGCUCAGAGUUUAAGUGAAAGAGAAAAUCAUACCGAGAAUGGUGGUGAUGACUUCACGGAAAACAUUGAUACGCCACGGAUGCCCAUAAAACGGGUGACUAGCGGACGGUUUCCAAUUCGAGUCAAUGGAAGUGAUGUUACUGACCUCCGGUCCCCUGCUGUGCCUCGACCACCUCCCAUACCAUCACGAUCACAUGCACGGGGUAUGUCUCAGCAGAACACGGCUAUCAGGCGGCCAACCGUCAUGCCUCUUACAAUUGGAAAUCCCAACGAACGUGUGCGAUCCAAUAGCGAGACAGUAUUACAGGGAGGUCGAUCUGAGCGCCCGUCAGACCGAAAUCGGCGGAUGGGCAUCAUGUCGAGGAAGCCAAGUGAGCUUGGGACGUUAGACGAAGGUCAAGCGAACAACCGGUUCAGUCACUACCGUGGGCUCAGCCACGGCUCAUCUAUGACCGGAACUAUAAACCCAAAUCCCUCCACUGCUAGUCCAGGUAGUCCAGCUCCUCCUGAACCACUUCUUCAACGGCCCAAUUAUGUCCGGCGCCUCUCUGUAUUACCGGAACAGCGACGCGAAUCCAAAAUAUUUGAUCCCAUUCUCGAGUCUGCCAAGGGCAUUCUCUAUGCAAUCUUUCAAAUACACCCCCAAAUCCAGCUCUUUACUCGAUUGACAAGCGAUGGCACGGCGAAACGCUCGAGUCUUGAGUUGGUCUUCUAUAAUACAAACGUUCACGUUGAAGAGUUAGAACAGGAGAUCCAGAAGCACGAGAUUGCUCUUGACAGUGGGGGUUACGCGUCGCGGGAGAAUGUCCAACGGGCUGUCGUCACUUUAAUUAAUGCGUAUAGCCAUAUUUGUGCCCUCCUAGUGGGGAACAUGGACACUAUAGUUGAUAACGGCGACCCACGAUAUAUCCGUACGAUGAUGUUAUUACUGUAUAAUAGCAUCAUGGAGCUCCGUGUCUCUGCUUAUGAAGCUUCGAGGGGGACUACGGGAUACGUUCCCAGUUACAGUGCCCGGUGGCCAGGAUUGGACGACACAAUCAAACCACACUCUCGUGAUAACUCCGCCACCCCAACUGCUGGGCGUCCCGGUUUCGGUGCUAGAUCGCGGAUGGGUACAUUUGUGCACAACCCCAGCAAUCUUAGAGUUGCAACUGGUGUUGCAAUGCACUCCCUCCACAACAGUAAUCGAACUGCUCAAAUAAUGGCGGCUACACCCAGGUCCGGCGAGUCCUUUGCUUCCUCGAGUACUGAUCCGCGGUAUCCAACAGAUUUCCCAGCAGAAGAGCGUCAGUUUGAAAAGAUUUUCCUAUCUCUCCAAAAAUCCACGGAUUUAGUUAUGCGCACAUUACCUAGCUUGAACGUGCAGUUCAGCAAUGGUAAGCGCGCUGCAGAAAUUCAGCGAUGCCCCGAUAGUAUAGUCCAUGCCUGGAAGGCAUUGAUCACAAAGUGUACGAUUGCUAUCAGAGAGACUGAAAUGCUCAAGAGGCGACUGUCUCUGAUCAAACUGAAAGAGCCAGGAAUUCGAACCGACGCCAUUUUCUGGAGUCUUUGCAAGAGUUUUAUUGACUCUUGGGCUGAGUUUGGAAAUAAGCUGAAGCAAACCAUGGACCAGGUUAACCUGUCGGUGGAAGUUAAGGGCCGGCUUCGACCUAUCCAAAUCAGUAUCAAGGAAACUAGCAACUUGAUAAUGGCAUCACCCUGGGGAAAUCUUCUACGACGGGCUGGGCAUUACUCCGAAACCUCGAAUCACUACUCGCCGAGCCACUAUUCAUCAAGCUCUACAGGCACGCAGAUGCAGUUGCCAAUGACACCGCAAAGUGCCGCUCUAGGUCCUGCAGUUCAAGCAACAGUUCCAUCAACACCACAGAGCGGCUCCUUUGCUAGUGUUUUUUCCGGGAACGUCUUUGAACGGGCUGACGCCCUGAUCUCGAUGGGAGGCUUAAAUAUGUCUCGAACCAACACAAUGAACAGCACAUCAACAGUCUCUCUCAAUUCUCUUUCCUCAGUCACGUCUGCGGGCGAUGAGCGGCAAGGACCAUCGAUGCUCAGCCCUAAUAUAAGUACGGGUGCUGCUACAUACCGGCUUAAUGGAGGAAACAAGCCUGCAUUCUAGGCGAGUCUUGCUUUGUUUCUCCCACUCCGACGACGAAUGCACAGCAUCUAGCUGUGCGUAAUUCCAAAGUCCCAUUAUCACCAUUCUACUACACGCACUCUGGGAGUAUCUCCCUUGUACUAUACGCCG